Pungitius pungitius (ninespine stickleback) is the source of this 5365-nucleotide messenger RNA. Its product is annotated as palmitoyltransferase ZDHHC5-A-like. The coding region runs from base 1881 to 4376 and encodes 831 amino acids. Gene Ontology annotation, biological process: protein palmitoylation. The record is from RefSeq and is a predicted model, not a curated record. NCBI's taxonomy places the organism in Eukaryota, Metazoa, Chordata, Actinopteri, Perciformes, Gasterosteidae. Gene Ontology annotation, molecular function: palmitoyltransferase activity. The transcript is spliced from 12 exons.
AUUACGACAAUUCAACUGUUUAGCCCCGAGACCCUCAUGUUUGAGUUACUGACAAAUAUGUCGGCAUCAGGGAGCUUAUUGGCCACCAAUAUUACGAGUAUAUGAGAAGAUCUCAUCAUUAGCUUCUGUAUUUUAUCCUCUCUUUAACUUCCGUAUUGGUGGAUAAGCCUGCAAGACAGAAGCUAUUUAUUUCAAAGAAGUAAAAGAAAGCAUGGCGUCCCCCCCUAGCUAACAGUUAACGUCAGUUACGUUAGUUACGCUUGUUAGGCUAGCUGCAGUAACAACGGAAACGUAUCCCGUCUGGCCAACUAGGCACACGUUUUCCGUGGACGAUGUGUGUAUUCGCUUGGCGCUGGGGUAACGUUCGCUAGCUCGCACCGCUAAACCACUUGAAUGGAUACGAAUGGAUGUACCGCCGACGUUGAGCGGUCACUGCUGAAAGAACACGACCCGGACUGGUAUGUUCCGGUCACCGUGUUUGGACCCGGAACGAGUGGGAACUCCCUUCACAGGUGCAUCCUGACCAAUCAUCAGACUGGAUUGUCUUCUUGGUUUGACCCGGGACAAACUGAUCUUUAAAAAGUGCUCAGCUGAUCAGCACUGAAUCCUGCUCUCGAGGGGAGAAUCUUCUAAGCUGCAAACGCCCAUAGGAAUCUCAAGCGUCCACAUAUAGAAACCACCAUUCUUUUCAUUUUCAGGACUUUGCUGUCUCGUCACACAUAACCCACAUAACGCUCCAAAUUUAACAGUUAUCUCUUUUUCAAACGUUUAAUUUCUAUGGAUACCAAUGGAUGUUCCACUGGGUCUCCCUCUGGAAGUUUUGGAAAGAACCACACCGCCAAUUGUUGCUUUCUGUCUUCCAAUCAUGUCCCUGGUUCGGCCGGCAGGUGAAGUGGUUUGAGGAUGCCCCGACGCAGAAAAACUAGGCUACCCUACUGGCCCGUUUACAGACUGCUGUUUUUAAUCCCAGUGCUGGACUGAAAGGAAGUUGUGAGAGAGAGCAAGGGCUGAUCACUACACAUCUGUAAAACCUUUCCACACAUUGCUCCAGGUCUCAGGGUGCUGAAAACUUUCGAUCAACAAGAUCUCCACACGCUCUGCUGCCACAGACUUGAUCACGGACAAGCCCAGUUUCCAUUUCAAAUCUCGGCCGAGGAAAGUCAUCGUCAUUCCCCUUUGUCUUUUCUUUCAAGCUUUCCACUUUUCUUUCAAUGUCAUUCCUUUCUUUUGAUCCAUUGUGGAAGCUCUUCUCCAACCAUAACAGGCCUACUUCUACCAUUUGCUGUACCUCACUGAACUGAACUCGCAUCUGUUGUCAAAUCCCAUACAGUUUUUGUAUCUCAAUAAUGCCCAAGUUGUUUCCUUUGCACCGCUAUCAUGUUUCUCACUAAAGCUUCAUUCAACUUGUUUUACAUAAAGCAGAUUAUGGGUUUGUGAUUUUAAUUGACACGUCAGGUCGAACGGAGUGAAACUAGUGUUGUGUAUUACCUGCAAGUCUUUUAAACAAUCUGCCCCCCCACCACCACCGCCUUCACACCCUCUCUUUACAAUCUGUGGCUUAUUUGUUCGUCCUGCCUUCCCACCUGUUUAUUGGCUGACAAGAAAAAACAGCUUUUGACUUGUAGGCUUAUUUUAAUCUUCCGCAAUCAGGAUUGACCUACGAACUUAAGCUUCUCAGUGUGGGGAAAAAAGUGUUUUCCAUUUGUCCACGGGAAAGAGGAAGCCCCCCCCCCCCCCCCCCCACACACUCAUGUAUUCCUCCAUUUCUUUUGUAUUUGUCCUUUCACCUUUAUUUCUAUCCCCAAACUAGAAAUCCACUUAAUCCACCCAAACAGAAGUUACAAAACAAAACCUCCACACACCUCCACCCAAAGGAAGUGAUGCCAGGUGUCAGCAGCAAGAGCGGAGGGCGGGGUCCUUCCUCGUCGCCCCUCCCCCACACAGCGGUCUCGACCACCAGACGCCUGAGACCCUCCCGCUACGUCCCGGUGUCGGCGGCCACUUUCUUCCUUGUGGGCUCCACCACGCUCUUCUUCUGCUUCACGUGUCCGUGGCUCUCGGAGCGGUUCUCCGUGGCCGUGCCCAUCUACAAUGGAGUCAUCUUUCUCUUUGUUCUGGCCAACUUCUGCCUGGCCACGUUCAUGGACCCGGGAGUCUUCCCGAAAGCCGAGGAGGACGAGGACAAAGAGGAUGAUUUCCGUGCUCCCCUCUACAAGACUGUGGACAUCCGAGGGAUCCAGGUCCGGAUGAAGUGGUGCUCCACCUGCCGCUUCUACAGACCGCCACGGUGCUCGCACUGCUCCGUCUGUGAUAACUGUGUCGAGGAUUUCGACCACCACUGUCCUUGGGUGAACAAUUGCAUCGGCAGGAGGAACUACCGCUACUUCUUCCUCUUCCUCCUAUCGCUGACGGUUCACAUCAUGGCCGUGUUCGGCUUCGGCCUGCUCUUUAUCCUCUACCAUCGGCAGAGCGCCGACCGCCUACACACCAUCGUCACGCUGGCUGUAAUGUGUGUUGCAGGCCUGUUCUUCAUCCCUGUUGCUGGCCUCACUGGUUUCCACAUAGUGCUUGUGGCAAGAGGCAGGACCACCAAUGAACAGGUAACGGGGAAGUUCAGAGGAGGCGUGAAUCCCUUCACCAAUGGCUGCUGGAACAACGUCUCUCAUGUCCUCUGCAGCUCACAGGCCCCCAGAUAUCUGGGAAGAAAGAAGUGUGUGCAGAGCGUGCGUGUGCAGCCCCCCUUUCUGCGACCACAGCUGACGGAGGCCCAGCUGGCUGCAAAGAUCCUGGACAACGGCAUACAGGGAGACCUGCACCGGUCUAAGUCCAGUCUGGAGAUGAUGGAGAGCCAGUCAUGUGACUCAGAGCCUCCAGCUCCUCCUAAGCCAGAGCUGCACUACCCUGGAAUCCCCAAAGGAAACCCAGAGGAGUGCCAUCUGCUGAACAAAGCCCCUCCUACCCCCACCAUGUACAAAUACAGGCCGAGCUACAGCCCCGGCAAGAACCACACAGCGCUCACACACGCUUACGCCAACCAGCUGAGUCGAGGCGAGAGUGUCGGCAGUGCCAGGGACUCAUCCUCCUCCACCUCCUCCCUGCUGCAGGCCAGCCAGCAGCCUGGUUUCCGCUCCCAGCCCAGCCUGGACCAGAGAGACGCUUCAUCUGACAGAGGGACGGUGGGAAGAGGCGGGGAGAGGAGGGAGGGCAGAAGGGAGGUGGGUGCAGGGGGCAUCCCCGGGUACUCCCUUGGCGGACGCUCAUUCCCCUCCUUCUCCGACCCCACAGUCCUGUCGCGAGGGGCCUCGCGAUCUUCCAGCUCCACUCACACCUCAGUGGGCGGUGUCCACGUCUUGGAGGCCACCACCGCCUCGGUCAGCUUCAAGAGCUUAGCCAAUCAGACACCCCCGCCUCACCACUCGUCCCGCAACGGGAGCCUGUCGUAUGAGAGCUUGCUGGACAGUGCUGAUGACUCCGAAAAAGUGGGGGCAGGGCCACGGGAGGUUUCCUCCGGGAGACCCUGCACUCCAGCGCCAGGCAGCUACAACUCCUCCUUCCUGAUAUCACAGCACAGAGAUGCUGAUAUACACUCCCAGUCUCCCCAUCACUACCACCACUCGUCCCACCACCACCACUCCUUCCUCCAUCGCUCCUCAUCCUCCUCCCCGCCUCCUCCUCCACACAGGGAGCACCCGCUGGGUAAGCUCCACCCUGGCUCUCAUCUGCCAUCUGCCAAUCAUUCUACGGCUCUCCCAUCCUCUUCUGCCCCGCCCCUCCCACAUCAUCACCACCACCACCACCACCACGGCCAUCAUCACCACCACCAUUCCACCUCCACUUCCGAUACCUCCCGCCCUCCCCGCUUCGCUGCCCCUCAUGCACCUCCCCACCACGCUUAUCCAUAUCGCACCCGCUCCACCGACACCCCUCUGGGAUCCUCCUCCACCACCCACCCUCCUCGCUCCCCGCACCCUCCCCCUCUGGGAAAGUCACUGUCCUACUCGAGUGCUGCUGCUGCUGAAAUGCAGUAUAGGCUGGUCCGAAAGGCUUCUGCAUCAGCUGGAGCCAAUGCGGCGGUUGUAGGAGGAGGCGGCGGAGGAGGAGGAGAAGGAGGAGGAGGGAUGGGAGGAGGAGAAAUGCAAGCGGCAAACGAUGAGCCCAUCCAGAUGAAACCUCUGAGCUGGACCAAUGGCUGCAGACCCUUCUCCUCCACCUCUUCCUGCUCGGCCCCUUCCUCUCCCUGUCACCCAGUCAGAGUGUCUGCCAGCCCCAGAGUGGCCUACCCCAGCUCGGCAUUGAGUGCCACCCACAAGCCUCAGGCUGGCAGGGUGACGAAGGUGAUGGGCAUCGGAGGCACCACCUAUGAGAUUUCUGUCUGAGUGGCAUCGAGGUCCCCCCCUCAAGGACAAAUGAGACAUUUCUGCCUGGACUAGUGCCACUAGUGGGCUCUGCAUUAGCUGUGAGUCCAAUCAGCACUUUUGGACUGAAGCUCCAUUUGAGCUUAUGUUUGGAACAUCAUUGAACCUGAAACCCCUCCAGGAGGAUUCAGUCUGUGUGGCAGACAUAGAAAACCAAUGUGGCAGAAUCCAAGUAAAGGGCUUCCCACAGUGUGAUCAGUCUCUAGAUGAAGACACAGCUGGUUACAGCCUACCUUUAAUAACAGCCUGCACAAAACAGACACGAGGGGUACUGUGUGAUGUUGUCCCACAAGAGGUCAGGCAUCAGGGUGUCACUCAGAGCAGUUCUGGAUUGUGACAAUGUCCCGGACGAGGACAAGUGUGACAUUGGAAAGAAAGAAAGAUGGUGGUUCCCCGUUUGUUUGGUUCUUUCCUCGUGAAUAUGAUGCCAUGUUUGUACAGAAUGUGAUUUUAAAUGUGGGUUUCUUUUUGUAAGUGGCGUUCAGACUGCAGCAUGCACUAUUACUACUGACCACUAGAUGCCGCUGUUGACCAAGUGGUCAAACUAAAGUGAACAAGGAAACCAUGUAGAAGCCUUUGUUAAAGGGUCCUUAAGAUGUGGCGGCAGAAAAUUCAUUCCUCGAGCAAGUAUAAAGUGUUUUUUUAUGCCACCUAUUUAAUUUGAAAUGGUUUUAUAUGUAUUUAUAUGGUAAUAUAGCUGUUAAAUUAAUUUUUUAAUAUUGAGGGUUGAGCUGUAAUCUCUAACCAGACGCCUUAUUUCAAACAUCGUCUCACAGUCCAGUUGCAUCUGCACUGAUGUUUUCUUUCUAACUGUGAACGUCCGCCUGCUCUCCAAACUCAUCUCAGCUGAAGGGUGGCGAGGGAAAUGAUGUCAAGAUUACCUUCAAACAUGAACAAGGCUGCCAGUCUGAGAAAAUGUGUUUGGUAAAACAAAUAAAAAAUAGUUGUGA